Messenger RNA from Hyposmocoma kahamanoa, 969 nucleotides. RefSeq lists its product as uncharacterized. Gene Ontology annotation, biological process: DNA replication, removal of RNA primer. NCBI's taxonomy places the organism in Eukaryota, Metazoa, Arthropoda, Insecta, Lepidoptera, Cosmopterigidae. The coding region runs from base 1 to 969 and encodes 322 amino acids. The transcript has a single exon. The record is from RefSeq and is a predicted model, not a curated record. Gene Ontology annotation, molecular function: nucleic acid binding; RNA-DNA hybrid ribonuclease activity.
AUGACACCGGCGAUAGAUGCUCCUCAUCCCGCGAUGCAUGUCGACCUGGAGUAUAGAAGCCUGGUGGACCAGGAACAGCUGGAAUCAAACAGCAACUUCAAUAUCCGCAUCUUCACUGACGGUAGUAAGUUUGAGGGCAAGGUUGGGGCGGCACUAUCCAUGUGGGAUGGUGCAGCCGAAAUCAAAGCCCUCAAACUUGCUUUGCCGUCAUACAGCACGGUCUACCAGGCUGAGCUCCUGGCGAUAUGCAGGGCGACUAGGGAGCUCUUAAAACUUAAGGCACACAGCUACGGAAUCUACAGCGACUCUAUGGCAGCACUUCAGACGGUUACCAACGUUCGUUCCCUCCAUCCCCUGGCGGUGGAGACGCGUGAAAACUUACAAACCGCCACGUACCAAAAGAAACUUGUUAAUCUGUUUUGGAUUAAGGCUCACGCAGGAUUGGAGGGAAACGAGCGUGCUGACCGCCUCGCCAAGGAAGCCGCUGUAGGUUCAAAGCGCAAGCACGAUUACGACCUGUGCCCGAUUUCAUUCGUCAAGCGAAGCAUCCGUAUGCGAACGCUUGACGAGUGGAAUCAGAGGUACCAGAACGCAAACACAGCCGGUAUUACUAAAUUAUUCUUCCCCGAUGCGGUGGCGGCGCACAAAAUAAUCAAGAAAAUAAAGCCGACUGGCAUAACAACGCAGCUCAUGACAGGGCAUGGUGGGUUUUCCGAGUACCUGAACCGCUUCGGGUGCAAGGAUAACCCAUCGUGCAUAUGCGAACCUGGCGCACUCGAAACGAUCCCCCAUAUUUUAUUGACUUGCCCAGUAUUUGCUAGUAUUAGGUACAAUGCAGAAAUUAACUUGGAGUCCAAGAUGGAUAAAGAUAGUCUACAUAAAUUCAUGCUAGGCAAAAACAGAGAUAUCUUCCUAGAAUACUGUUGUAAAUUAGUUAAUAAGGUAGUCAAUAGAAACAAAAGUGUAUAA